Phragmites australis (common reed) is the source of this 2567-nucleotide messenger RNA. Its product is annotated as pre-rRNA-processing protein ESF1-like. The record is from RefSeq and is a predicted model, not a curated record. The transcript is spliced from 7 exons. Lineage: Eukaryota; Viridiplantae; Streptophyta; Magnoliopsida; Poales; Poaceae. Gene Ontology annotation, molecular function: RNA binding. Gene Ontology annotation, cellular component: nucleus. Bases 66 to 2366 code for a protein of 766 amino acids. Gene Ontology annotation, biological process: rRNA processing.
UCUUCUAGGGGCCGGUACCCUUGUGCCCCUCUCGCCGCCGCCACCGCGCACUCGCAGCAGCCGCCAUGGCGCCGCCGGCCAGCUCCGACGAGCCCGCGCGCCACAAGAAGGCCAAGAAAUCUAAGUUCGAUAAGGAAAAGAAGAAGCACAAGAAGAAGAACCAAGAGAAUCCCACCACCGACGCCGCCCAGGUCAAGAGGAGGAAGCACAAGGACGGGCGGGAUGAGAAGCAGCAACAGCACAGCAAGAAGUACAAGAAGGAGAGGAAGCCCGAGGGCAAGGCAUCGGAAGGGGAGGAGGUGGAGGGAGGGAGGGCCGAGAAGAUGAAGCGGGCGAUGGAGGACGAGCGGUUCGCGGCGGCGCGGACGGAUCCGAGGUUCCGGCCGAUGCGGCGGAAGGAGGCCAAGGUGGCGCUGGACUCGAGGUUCAGCAGCAUGAUGACGGACCCGAGGUUCGCCUCGUCGGCGGCGCCGGUGGACAAGCGCGGCAAGCGACGAAAGAAGGGCGCCAGGGACAACCCCAUGCUGCACUACUAUCUCACCCAAGAUGAGGAAGAGGAGGGUAAAGAGAAGGGAAAGGAGAAAGAGAAGUUUGUUGAACAAAAGGAUGAAGAGGACGUGGAAGAAGAUGAGGAGCAGGAGGAGGAAGAGAGCUCCAGUAGCGAUGACGACGAGGAUGAAGACGUGGAUGACGAUGAGUACUCUGUCGGCAGUGACAUUGCUCAUUACUUAAUGGGCCGGCACGAUGAUACGCCUAUGAUUGACAAGGAAACUCACAGGCUUGCUGUUGUUAAUAUGGAUUGGGAUCAUAUCAAGGCAGUUGACCUGUAUAUGGUGAUGACAUCUUGCAUCCCAAAAGGUGGGCGGGUUUUAUCAGUCUCAAUCUAUCCAUCAGAAUUUGGACUGAAGUGCCUGGAAAUUGAAUCAACUCAGGGCCCAGCUGCUCUUGUUGAUGCCAAUGUUGAUGAUAAUGAUGAUGACAAUGACGAGGACAAUGACGAAGACGAAGACAACAGCGAUUAUGACGACGAUGAUGAUGAAAAUGUUGACUCCGACAAAGAGAACAACAAGCUGCGUGCUUAUGAGUUAAACAGACUGAGGUAUUACUAUGCAGUGGUGGUGUGUGAUUCUAGUGCAACUGCAAAUCACCUGUACACGACUCUUGAUGGUACCGAGUUCUUGAAAACAGCAAAUGUCUUUGAUUUGCAGUUUAUUUCCGAUUCUAUGGAGUUCAAACAUCCUGCUCGAGAUGUUGCUACAGAGGCACCUCCGAGUUACAAGGAGCCUGAUUUCGAGACUCGUGCUUUGCAACAUAGCAGAGUUAAGCUCACCUGGGACGAUGAUGAACCAGAGCGUAAGAAGGUCUUGAGGCGAAAGUUCACUGAUGAUCAGUUAGAUGAUCUUGACAUGUAUUUAGCAAGUGAUGACAGUGCGUCAGAUGAGGCCGGUGUAGACAAUUCUGAUGAUGACUCUCUACCAAACGGGGGAUGCAAACAAAAGCUAACAAAAGAGGAGAUGCUGGCUCUUCUACUGCAAGGUGACAAAUCUGAUGAGGAACAAACUGAUGGCCAGGAUAUGGAGAUUACAUUCAACACAGAGCUUGAGGAUCUCAGUAAACGUAUCCUAGAGAGAAAGAGCAAUGAGGAGAAGACUGUCUGGGAGAAGCACCAAGAGAAAAUGAAAGAGAAAAGAAAAGCUAGGAAGAGGGGGUUAAAGGAUGAUGAUGACUAUAACAGCGAAGAUGAGCCUGACGAGGAUGAUGAUUUUUUCGCCGAGGAGCAGUCUGAUGAAGAAACUAAGCCAAUCAAAAGCAAGAAACAAAAGGCAAAGAUCAAAGAUAAAGCAAAGGGGAAAGGAAAGGACAAACCCCUAGAGGAAUAUAUGGAGCAAGAAGCAACCAAAGAAGAGUUGGAGCUCUUGGUUGCUGGUGACCAGGAUACUGCCAAUGGUGCAAAGGGUUAUAACUUGAAGCGCAAAAAGAGUAAAAAGGGCAAGAAGGGUAAAGAGGUAUCUGCCGAGGACAACCUCCCUGAUAUUGAUCUUAGCAAGGAUGAGAGGUUCUCAGCAAUGUUCACGUCUCAUUUGUUCGCGUUGGAUCCUACCGAUCCCCAGUACAAGAGGAGUGCGCCCUUCAUGCGAAAGCAAGCUGGGAAGCAGGGGGGACAUGCAGGCAAUGCAGACAGGGAACCUCCUGUGGAGGGAUCGUCUAUGGAAGGUAAAUUGCCACCUGAUGAUGCAGCAGCUACUAAGAACGAUGAUCAGAAAUCUGAUGGGGCAUCCACAGAGAAGCUGCAGAUAUUAUCUGCGGUCAAGUCUCUCAAGAGGAACCUUGGUGCAUUCAAAAACGCAAGUACAGGUGAUCGAUAGAUAAGAGCAUUGUUUUGCUCUGGUACACUUCUAAAUUAGUGAAAUUCCUCUAAAAGAAAUUUAAGUUCUAUUUUUUUUUUUCAUGACGAAGAGGUUAGGCUUCAGGAUAGUUUAAUGAAUUGUUAUUUAUGUUUGUAACUGUGCUUCUACGGACAUGCGUCCUAUUUUCGGAUUUUGACAAUAUAAGAAUUCACUUGGCCA